AUUGUCUCUUAAAUUGGCUCUUUUUCACUGUUUAGGGCUGUAAUAUCUUGCAAUCUGUUGUUGAAACGCAAUAUUCACACCAAUCAGAUAAGACCCUUGUCACACACUUUAUAAUGGCAGUUGUAUCUUCAAACCAAUCAAUUCAUACCAAGAGCUUUUAGAGGCAGCACCUUUCUAAGUACAAUGCAGGCAUACGUGGUGUUUGUAAUCGCGAUGGAAAUUGCAAUGCGCAUGUCAGCUAACGACCUUUCCAAUGACAACAAACGAUUGGUUCUUCACACCGACGUGGACACGGCGGCUGAAUUGAUACACCUGAAACAGCUUGUUCACGGUCUGAUGAACCGUCCUCAGGCAGGCGGUGGAUCGACCUACAUCCGAUGGGGACGAACUACGUGCGACGGAACCAAUGCUACAUUGGUUUAUGCAGGAUACAUGGGUGGAAGUGACUAUCAUGGUGUUAGCAGUAGUGCUGGAGGGAACUACUUGUGUUUAUCAAGCUCGCCGCAGUGGGACUACUCCACAACAACAGAGGACAACAAAGUACUUAUUACCGGUGUUGAAUAUAGGUUCAAUCCACAUCACGACAGUGAUCUAGCUACAUUUCUUGGUCAAAAUCUAAAUGGAAUUCAAGCCCCCUGCGCUGUGUGUCUCCUUCCGUCGGCAACCUCGCUCAUGAUACCUGGUAGGACGGACUGCUAUCCUGGCUGGAACAAGGAAUAUAGUGGCUACAUUGUGACCGGAUUACCUGGAGAGGCCCAUGCGACAGAGUAUGUCUGUCUUGAUCGUCGACCAGAGGCUAUUGUCGGUACCGGAAAUCGAGAGGCCAUUAACAUGAUGUACUUUGUCGAGGCACACUGUCAGUCGGGACUCGAAUGCCCUCCAUACGAAAAUGGGCGAGAAUUGGCAUGCGUUGUUUGUUCAAUCGCAAUCUAUUGAAUCCUUUUACACAUGGUCAUUAUAAUUAUAAGGUUGUUUGUUUUUUUAUUAAUGAGUACCACAAUACUUCCAACAAUAAUCAAGCUAGUGUUUAAAAGGUAUACCUGUAUGUUACAUUUAUUGAAACUUGACAUACUUGAUUUAACAUAUUCAUAAAUGUAUUGCAAACGUAUUUGAAGAUAAAUAUAAUCACAUUAAAUAUCA
Dreissena polymorpha is the source of this 1140-nucleotide messenger RNA. RefSeq lists its product as uncharacterized. The coding region runs from base 184 to 936 and encodes 250 amino acids. Lineage: Eukaryota; Metazoa; Mollusca; Bivalvia; Myida; Dreissenidae. The transcript is spliced from 4 exons. The record is from RefSeq and is a predicted model, not a curated record.